Egretta garzetta (little egret) is the source of this 849-nucleotide messenger RNA. It is a transcript of the gene HSD17B1, whose product is annotated as hydroxysteroid 17-beta dehydrogenase 1. Lineage: Eukaryota; Metazoa; Chordata; Aves; Pelecaniformes; Ardeidae. Gene Ontology annotation, molecular function: oxidoreductase activity. The record is from RefSeq and is a predicted model, not a curated record. Bases 1 to 849 code for a protein of 282 amino acids. The transcript is spliced from 6 exons.
AUGAACCCCAGUGCCUGCGGGGCCCCCGCUGCUGCACGGCCCCCACCACGCUUGGUGACGGCAGUCCUGGAGUUGGGAUGGGACGAGUUCAGCGGGGCAGGGGUACAGGAGCUGGCUUUGGGGGUGCUGACGGUUGCUGUCCCCCACAUUCCUGUCUUCUGGGCACCUCAACGGUGCUGGGGAACGGGCAGGGGCGAUGUGGUGCCCAGCUUACCAGCACUGCUCCCGGCAGUCUGCAAGGCAGGAGUGGGACUGAUGGGUCCCCUGGAGACCUACUCUGACCAAGCCAUGAAGACCGUCUUUGAUGUGAACCUUUUUGGGGCCGUCCGCCCCAUCCAGGCAUCCCUGCCUGCCAUGAAGCGCCGCAGAGCCGGACGGAUCAUCAUCUCCAGCAGCGUCGGGGGGCUGCAAGGGCUGCCCUUCAACUCCUUGUACUGUGCCAGCAAGUUUGCGGUGGAGGGGCUAUGCGAGAGCCUGGCCAUCGUCCUGCAGCGCUUCAACAUCUACCUGACGCUGGUGGAGUGUGGACCCGUCAACACCAGCUUCCUGGCCAACCUGCAGCGCCCAGACCCCGAGGGCAGUGAGCUGCAGGGCCUGGACGCCGAGACGCAGGACCUCUACUGCCGGUACCUGCAGCACUGCCAGAGCCUCUUCCGCGACACGGCCCAGGAGGUAGAGGAGGUUCUGCAGGUGUUCCUGGAGGCCAUCGGCACCCCCUGCCCUCCCCUGCGCUGCGUCACCACCCAGCUCUUCGCCCCGUUCUCGCGCCUGAGGCUGGCCAACCCCGACGGCUCCGCGUACGUUCGGGCCAUGCACGACUUCGUGUUCGGCCAUGGCAAGGCUGGGUGA